ACAUUUACCUGUACACAAAGAUACCUGUAUUCUUUCAGAGGACAGGAUGUGAUGUGAUGGGACGAUGAGGAAUGGGGAAUGCUGUCCCCAGCCAGACUUCUGUCCAUGUGCCGUCACCUAAUCUUUCACGUCAUCUCGCCCAGUAGUCCAGUGACCAAGAUUCGUCAUGACCUUGAACUGGAUCUAGAUGACCUUUACAAUUGACCAUUGUAUCUCGACAAUAACUACACACGUUCUCGACGCUGGAACUUUCAGUGAUGUCCGUUAAGUUCAGUGAUGUUGAACUUUUUAAAUGCUAACCUUGACACUGGUGACCUUGACAAAUUUUUGUGAUCAUCAGCUUCGUCCAGUGCCUAAUUUACAUGUCUGUGCUCAUGUAUUUGCAACCUGGCUGUUGUGUUUUCAAGUUUAACAGUGGGUAGUUAACCCAUGGAUCCUUGGUACAUCUGAAAAAGUAUGUACAUAUAUUUUUAAUACAUACCACAAUCACUGGUAUUGAAUUUUUGAACUGAAGACUUUUAUAUGCCAAGAAACAAGAUGGCAAGACAGAGCGAUCCAAGAGCUGAAGCCUUGGCUGUGAGCCGUAUCCGUGGCAACUCCCUCAAACGAGAAGAGCAGGAGAACUUCCCGCCCAAAGAAGCACCGAAACCUUUCAGUGCCUUGAAAGCAAGCUUCGAAGAUCUCUCCAAAAAUCCUGAAUCAAAUUACUCUCCUAGGCGAAAUUUUGGCUCAAAAGUCGGUCGUUUGAAAAGCAUGUUCCAGUCUGGACACGUAGGGAAGAGCGAGAAAGGAGCUGAAGAUUUACUAAAGUCACCUCCGUCACCAGGGGCUGCUCAAAACAUUCCACAUAUCGAACUUGAUAGGUCGCCGGAGGUUAAACGUAAAAAGACCAGUGAACUUCAUUCGCACAGUUCGGCAGGGCUACCGCUAGAUCGUUCGCCAACCCGGCAAGAAUCUCGACUUCUGGAGACAGCUAGCCAUGUGGAGCGUUUUAACCACACUCGUGCCAUGUUCGCGAGAAUGGAAGAGCAAAACAGACAGGCCAAUGAAAGGCAGGCACGGUUGCGAUAUCGAAAACACUCCCCAGGGGGCACAAGUAGUAGUACCUCACCAGCACUUUCUCCAAUUUCGAGCACACCCACAAGCCCUGAUGGCCGAAAGCGCUCUCCUUCCAGGGAGAGAAUCACAAAAUCUGCUUCACAUGAAUCUCUCGGAAAGCCGAGGUCAUCAUCCGAUCCCGCAAGGGUGAACAAAAUUAGUUACCGUAGCAACACAGAUCCCACCCAACCACGUCCACGGUCCGAAAACUUUGACCAAGUGAGUGUUAGCGGAAUCCAUAGUCGCUCAGAAGGUAAUUUAAGGGGAGGCAACUUCCCCAAUGCGCCUGGCGGACUUCUUUAUAAACGCAGGUCUCAAGAAGAUGAGAUAUUAGAAGAACUGCGACGGGACGCAGAGCGGAACGGGGAGCAUCAGCUCUCUGAUUGGUCAGAAAAAGAUGUUCGAGAAUAUUCAUCACAUUCCAACUCUAGGUCGUCAUCGAGAAAAGAGGAGGCCAUGGAUACUGGCGGCGACAGUCGUCCAUACGAUGAUGGUCAGUAUAACAAUCAAUAUUCUCGAGAUAACAGUGCAUAUCAGGGUCGCCGUUCAAGGCGCGAUCAUUACAUAUCUUCCACAUAUCAGCAUAAACAUUCCCAACAACAUCAACAACCGUCGGCGACGACGGAAUCACGCGAAGACAGAGACUCUGAGGUUGUGAUGCGGCGUAAAAAUCAGGGCGAAUAUCAUUCAAACGUCGCCGCAGGAAAGCGUUUGAGUAAGGAGGAAAUUCAAGCAGCUAUCGACAGGGCAGAUGUGUAUUUGUCACAUGUAUCAAGCCCCGAUAGCACACCCGAACGAAAGCCAGAAAAAUCAAAGCGUUGGUCCCAACAACAACAUGCACCGAACGAAGACCAAACUGACAAUGCCGGAGAAGUGCGAGAGUGGACUAAAUAUAAAAACCAAAGACAUUCACGAGGUUCUGAUCACCUGGACGACAAAGUCAGUGAUGUGUCCAAGCUGGAUGAAAUCGCAAGCGUAAACAGUAUUGCCUCUUAUAGAAGAGCGCGGGCAGAUAAAUCACCAUCCCCUUCCCCAGUUCCCUCCCCUGCCUCUCCGUCUUCAACAAGUGAGCCUGAGAAAUCAGGUCAUUCCCAGACCACCACAAAAGUUUACGUAGAACUGAAAAAGGGCGAGCAAAGUUCUCCCCAGAACCUUAAUGUGCCGACCCGACCUCCACGCGGGACAAGACGAUCGUCUCCUGGGCCGCCCCUCCCAGCCAAACCUGCGCAUUUAAUUAAUAGUUCCUAUAAAACCAGUGUCGUCGACCCGGAAGAUGGACUGACACAGAUCACUAACAAGCCCCGUCCCAAGGCAGUGUACCUCGCGGAGACGAGCAGCAAACCUGACAUCCCACCUCCUCCGUCCUACAGCGUUGCCACGGCAGGCAUCUCCAAGACAACCGCUGACCAAUCGCGACCAUUGUGGGGCGAUGAUGUCCCUGAUACCCACGUCCAACCUCCCCUACUCACCAAAGACUCCUCCGAUGUUCUACUCUCACCAUCCGAAACGGUUAACCAUCCUCAUGUGAUCUCUGGGGAAGUCAUGGAGGAAAUGACAGAGGAAGAAGCUGAAAUCCUUCUCAGCAAACGACGCGACCUGUUGACAGAUGCUGAAGCUCAGGAAGUUGAGGGUUUAUUGUUGGCAAAGAGAGAAGAUGGAGACGGACAUGAGGAGCCAGACAAGGUGCUCCACUCGGACCCCUCGGGAGACCAGCCAUUGGAGAUGACAGAGUAUGAGUAUGGUUUUGCAGAAAUCGAAGGUCUCGGAAGUACAGACGAUGAAGAUGAUGACGAAAACAUCGUCAAGAAAGUUGGUGUUGUUAAAUUCAGCAGGAGUCCAAUCAGGGUGUUUUGUACAUACUCUGGGGAAGAAUACGACCGUCGUAAUGAAGACAUUGACCCUGUCGCCGCCUCGGCAGAGUACGAGCUUGAGAAGCGGGUGGAGAAGAUGGAGGUGUUUCCCGUGGACUUGGAGAAAGGCCCCGAAGGACUGGGGUUGAGUAUUAUCGGUAUGGGAGUUGGAGCUGACUCUGGUCUGGAAAAACUGGGGAUUUUCAUAAAGACUCUGACAGCGGGAGGGGCUGCCCAAAGAGAUGCCAGGAUUGAAGUGAAUGACCAGAUCAUCGAGGUUGAUGGGAAGAGCCUGGUAGGAGUUACCCAGGCUUAUGCUGCCUCUGUACUCAGGAAUACUAGUGGGAAAGUCAAAUUUAUGAUUGGCCGAGAAAAGAACCCAGAGCAGAGCGAAGUUGCGCGUUUAAUUCAGCAGUCGCUGGAGCAGGACAGACGUCGCGAGGAGUUGCGUCGUCAAGAAUCUGAGCGCCUGCAUAAAAUGCAAGAGGCGCUAAAACAAAAAGGUACAGCAUUGGGCGAACAAAGUCAGGACGAAGAUUCGGAAGACGAUGAAGACAUGGACGAGGAUGACAAGGUAGGACAUUAUACAUUAAACGCCAGUGCCAGCGAAGAAGAGGAGGAAGAAGAAGAGUUAGCUGCAGGGGAGACAACUCCUCUCCAGAUGCCCGCCAGCGUGGACGAGGAGGCCGUGGGCUCUCCAGAGGGCAGUCCUGCGAAGUCGUCCAUCGAGGUAUUCGACCUGGCAGACAGCAGCAGUGAAUCUGGAUCGCCUGACAUGGAUUCACAGGCCAUGUUUGUCAAACUUAAGGAGGCCCAGUACAAGAAUGCAGUGUCUGAUGCCGAGAUUGCCAAACUGAAAGCCAAGAUGAUUCUCUUGGAAAAUGUAGAAGCUCAAAAGAAGGAUUAUGAGAAGAAAUGUGAAGACAUGGCUCAAAGGUUGCUGGAAACAGAGAAGGCCCUUGAGGCUGCCAGGAAGGAAAUUAACGGAUAUCAGGACAUGCUGGAAGGCUCUCAAGGACAGUACAUUUCAUUGGAGAAGAGAAUGCAGGGUGAAUAUUCUGGCUUGGAAAAGAAAUACCACAAAGCCAAAAAAUUAAUAAAGGAAUAUCAACAAAGAGAAAAAGACUUCAUCCAAGAGAGAGAAUCCUUGUUACAGCAGCAGUCUGAGAGGGAUCAUCAGUAUAAUGCUUUGGUCAAGUCUCUGAAAGACAGGAUAUUCCAGUUGGAGCAUGACUUGGCUGAGGCGCAGAAGGCAGCUGGUCUGCCCGUCCUGAUCCCCAAAGAAACACCCCUUAAGUCUGACCUGCCCGUCAGGAAGUCUCCCACACAAAGUGCUAAGAACAACUCCCAUAAAGACUCCACUAACGGGUCAGCAAAGACAGGUGAGCGAUUAUCAGACGCCUCAUCUGAGUCUGACAUGUCCUCACCUGAACUCACCACUAGCCCAGAUGGGGAUGUGAUGAUAUCGAGCAUAGAGAAGUCACAGGAAGGCAUAGACUCCUUCACGGAGGUGCCUGAGACGACGCUUCUGGACACGUCUGUCGGGAAGUCCAAAGCUCAGCUAGCCAGUGCUGGUGGCCUGUCCUCACGAAGACCUCCCUCAAAACGGUCACAUGAUCAGGAAAGUGAUGGAGAAGCUGCUGCAGAUGUGGACUACAAAUACGAAAACGAAAGCUCUUCUGAGACUUGGAUUAAACAUGACGGUCUGCCUGAAUCAGAACAGAUGAACCUGUGUACUGUAACUGGGAAAAGCGAUAGCACGGUUCGGAAAAAUGACGCCAAGAAGAAACGGCUUCCUCUAGCAGAUUGCGAAAUAGUGGCCAGUAGAUCAGCCAAUCAGGAGUCAGCGACUCCUCCCCCUUCUGCUCUGCCUGUCUCAGAAGCCCUUUCUGAACCUGCCAAAGCUGCACCUGUUAAGUUGCUGUCCGCACCUGAAACUGACAGCACUUCUGAACAGUCUCUCUCGAGACGCGGUAGCCAGUCAGAUUCUGCAUCCACUGUCUCCCAGCAUUCCUACGAUCCAUCAAAACCAAUGUUUAAAGGAAUGGCAGGUGAAAUUCCAGAAACGUCUUCUUCUGGAACUUCAGAGUCCAACUCUUCUGCCAAGCACUCAGGUAAAUGGGGAGUUCCAGGUUUGAAGCCUCCCAAACUCCCGUCUCGCCCUCCUCGUGGAGGUGGUGGUGACGGGAUCGUCCUCAUCUCACAACGCCCCCUGGGGGCUAAAGUGGGUAGUGGCGAGGGAGGGGGCAUAACUCUGUUGUCAUCUAGACCCUUGGAUACUGGCUAUUCCCCUCAAAUAUCUAGUAGAGCAAGUUUACACGAGGAUGAAGCCGCCUCUAGCAUGAUGCUGCCGGAUUACGAAGAUGAAGGAAAGUCCACAAUGAUGUAUACGGUGAACAAGGCAGCGCCCUCUGCUGGCACAGAUGACUCCACGAUGAGCAAACGGGAUAAUCAGUUCCAGUCUUGUGCAAUUACGGAGUGGAGCGUAGAGCAUGUGUGUCAUUGGCUGAUGGCCUUGGAGCUUGACCAAUACAGUUCAGAGUUUAGGGAUAAGAAUGUUACAGGCAUGCAUUUGUUGCAGCUGGAUGGAUCAAAGUUGAAGUCCUUGGGUGUUGGGGAUGGAAAUGAUCGAGCUCUGAUCAAGAAGAAGAUCAAGGAAAUGAAGACAGCAAUUGAGAAAGAGAGGAAGCAGCAAGAAAAAGAAAAGAAAGCGAAGGAAAAGGAGCAAGGCAAACGAAAGCUGUUUGCCAAACGGAAGUGAAUCAUUGGCGUCUAAUUUUAGUGCUGGAUGUCCUGAAGGUCAAACAAACAAACAGCCUUGGAUGCAAAAAGUAUGGCCACAUUAAAUGUGACUGUAGGACUUGGGGUGUAGCUAUAUGGGCUGU
Liolophura sinensis is the source of this 5833-nucleotide messenger RNA. Its product is annotated as neurabin-1-like. Gene Ontology annotation, biological process: actin filament organization; neuron projection development; calcium-mediated signaling. The transcript is spliced from 25 exons. Gene Ontology annotation, molecular function: actin filament binding. Gene Ontology annotation, cellular component: postsynaptic density; actin cytoskeleton; cytoplasm. The coding region runs from base 523 to 5709 and encodes 1728 amino acids. NCBI's taxonomy places the organism in Eukaryota, Metazoa, Mollusca, Polyplacophora, Chitonida, Chitonidae. The record is from RefSeq and is a predicted model, not a curated record.